Messenger RNA from Rhinichthys klamathensis goyatoka, 1822 nucleotides. RefSeq names its product coiled-coil domain containing 6b (gene ccdc6b). Lineage: Eukaryota; Metazoa; Chordata; Actinopteri; Cypriniformes; Leuciscidae. Bases 31 to 1338 code for a protein of 435 amino acids. The record is from RefSeq and is a predicted model, not a curated record. The transcript is spliced from 9 exons.
CUGACUGACUCACACACGCGCUGAUGCUCAAUGAUGGCGGAUAGUGCGAGUGAGAGCGACACGGACGGGGCCACCCCUCAUUGCUCCUCAUCCUCGUCCUCCUCCAUUCUCAUCUCUUCCUUCCGUCUAGAGGAGUUGUCGAACCGCCUGGCAUCUUUACAGCAAGAGAAUAAAGUGUUGAAGAUCGAGCUCGAGACAUUUAAACUGAAGUGUAAAGCUCUGCAGGAGGAGAAUAGAGACUUGCGCAAAGCCAGUGUCACCAUACAAGCGAGAGCAGAACAAGAAGAAGAGUUCAUCAGUAACACCCUGUUCAAGAAGAUUCAGGCCCUGCAGAAAGAGAAAGAAACACUAGCAGUCAACUAUGAGAAGGAAGAGGAGUUCCUCACCAAUGAGCUUUCUCGAAAACUCAUGCAAUUACAACAUGAGAAAGCUGAACUGGAGCAGCACUUGGAACAGGAACAAGAGUUUCAAGUGAACAAACUGAUGAAGAAGAUCAAGAAGCUGGAGAACGACACAAUCUCCAAACAGCUCACCUUAGAACAGCUCAGACGUGAGAAGAUCGACUUGGAAAACACUUUAGAGCAAGAACAAGAAGCUCUUGUGAAUCGGCUAUGGAAACGCAUGGACAAACUGGAAGCAGAAAAAAGGAUUCUUCAGGAGAAGCUUGACCAGCCUGUUUCUGCUCCUCCAUCCCCGAGAGACAUCUCUAUGGAGAUCGACUCACCUGAGAAUAUGAUGCAACACAUCACAUUGCUCAAGAGUGAGGUGGAGCGUCUGAAGAAGAACCUCCGCACUUCAGAACUACAGCAUACAGAGAAAAGGGCUCAGUACAUAGAAGAAGAGCGCCACAUGCGGGAGGAGAACGUCCGCCUGCAGAGGAAGCUCCAGAGGGAGGUGGAACGCAGGGAGGCGCUGUGCCGGCAGCUCUCUGAGAGUGAGUCCAGCCUGGAGAUGGACGAUGAGAGGUACUUCAAUGAGAUGUCCGCUCAAGGCCUACGUCCCCGUACCGUAUCCAGCCCCAUUCCCUACAGCCCGUCCCCGUCUUCCAGCAGACCCAUUUCACCAGGGUUGUCUUAUGCGAGUCACACAGUGGGCUUCACCCCGCCAACUACUCUGACCAGAGCAGGCAUGUCCUACUACAACACACCCGGCCUGCAUGUCCACGUAGGAGCCUCGCACGGCAUAGCAAGACCCUCCCCAAGAAGAAGCAACAGUCCUGAUAAAUUCAAGCGGCCCACGCCUCCACCUUCCCCCAACACGCAUGCUGGUGUGCAACCACCACCUCCCCCGCCACCCACCGGACACCCAACAUCAUCCCAGCAGUCCAUGCAGCCAUAGGUCAAUGCGCCAUCGGAGAGGACUCCAAACAGAGCUGCUUCACUGUAACAUCCUUUAUGCCAAAGGAUUAAAAAUCCUUAUCUUCGUCUCGCACUGAAACCAUUCAUUUGUCUUGUGUUCAUAGUUUUCUGUUUGGAAGAAUGUGUCCACUUGAGACACGGGGUAAAGGCAUUUCCAGCUCAGAGGGAAUGAACACGUCUUUGGUGUAUAGCACAGUUUUAGCAAGUACUUAGUGCUUUGACAUCGGUGUGUGUCAAGCGAUCUACGCCCAUAGCAAUCUCUUAGAAAUUGCUUGUUCGUAGAUGGUUUCAUAUAUUUUUUUCAUGUUUAGACACUUUAAAAGUGUCAGCCAGAGUAGACCAUUAGGACGUUCCAGAAAGCCAAGGGUAGGUUCGGUACUUCAGAUGGAAUCAUGGACAAAGCAUCUAAUGGCCUUUUAUUGAUAAUACUCUGGCCCAAAUAUUACUCUUAAAUUAUCAGUUAA